This is a messenger RNA of Enterobius vermicularis (human pinworm), 714 nucleotides long. The record is from the annotation of a GenBank genome assembly. Lineage: Eukaryota; Metazoa; Nematoda; Chromadorea; Rhabditida; Oxyuridae.
AUGCCCUCGGUAAGCUUUAGAGUGAAUCCAGAAUAUGCAGAUGUCACUGAAAUUGUUCCUGGAUUAUUCGUAUGUGGUGUAAGCGCGUUGACUCUGCAAUGUAUGGAAAAAUUAAAUAUUACUUUGAUCAUUAACGCUACUGAAGAAGUGCCAAACUUUGCUUCAUUAGGAGCGAUUCCAAGAAUAAAAUUAUGGAUUGAAGAUACUUCACAAGCGUACAUUUUGCCACAUUUUGAUAACAUCUGUGAUCGAAUACAUGCCGAACUUACAGACAAUGGUAAAGUACUGAUACACUGUGUUGCUGGUGUUUCACGUUCCGCAACACUAUGCUUGGCAUAUUUAACCAAAUAUAAAUGCAGAUCGUUACGGGAAGCAUAUCAUUUAAUGGCAUCCAAAAGACCAAUGGUUAGACCAGUUGUUGGAUUCUGGAAACAGCUAAUUUCAUUUGAGCAGGAAGUUAAAAAAGCUCCGGCUACUGUAAAAUUGAUUUCUGACGAAAGCCAGUCAGAAAAACUGCUGCCCGACGUAUACUUGAAGCAUAUAUUUCCAGCAAGAUCAGAGGGUCCAAACGCAGGAAAGGAUGAAAAAUAUGAGAACAAAGCCGUUGGUGGAAAACGAAAAUUUCAACCAGUAUUAGAAACAUUAGCUGAAACAACAGAAAUGGUCACUACAAUUCCUUCAUCUGUUUGCCCUUUAAAAAACCCAGGUUUUUAA